Molecule: messenger RNA, 837 nt
Organism: Trifolium pratense (red clover)
Lineage: Eukaryota; Viridiplantae; Streptophyta; Magnoliopsida; Fabales; Fabaceae
Product: 60S ribosomal protein L17-2
Exons: 7
Coding region: 100-618 (172 amino acids)
Biological process (GO): cytoplasmic translation
Cellular component (GO): cytosolic large ribosomal subunit; ribosome
Molecular function (GO): structural constituent of ribosome
Source: RefSeq, a predicted model, not a curated record
GGUUUUAUAAAUUCGCUAUAUAAACUCAGCUAUACCUCCAUUGAUUCUUGCCCUGAGCCCUCCAUCGUUUUUUUGCAGGUUCCGCUACAAUCCGCCGUCAUGGUUAAGUACUCAAGAGAACCUGAUAAUCCCACCAAGUCUACUAAGGCACGAGGUGCAGAUCUUAGAGUUCAUUUCAAGAACACUAGGGAAACUGCGUUUGCAAUCAGGAAGUUGCCCUUGAUCAAGGCCAAAAGGUACCUGGAAGACGUUCUUGCACACAAACAGGCCAUUCCAUUCAGACGUUUCUGUCGUGGUGUAGGAAGGACUGCCCAGGCCAAGAAUAGGCACUCUAAUGGACAAGGAAGGUGGCCUGCCAAGUCUGCAAAGUUCAUCCUUGACUUACUCAAGAAUGCUGAGAGCAACGCAGAAGUGAAAGGUUUGGAUGUUGAUGCCCUAUAUGUUUCACAUAUCCAAGUCAAUCAAGCACAGAAGCAAAGACGCCGAACAUACAGAGCCCAUGGAAGAAUCAACCCUUACAUGUCAUCUCCAUGCCACAUUGAGUUGAUUUUAUCUGAAAAGGAAGAGGCUGUCAGGAAGGAGCCUGAGUCCCAGUUGGCAACCAGCAAGAAGGCUUAAACUCAAAUUGACCCAGUUUAUGUUAAGAGAACAGUUUUGUUGCCAUGUUUAGUUUUCUUCUGUUAUUUGUAUGAGAUAUUUUUAGUCUUUCUAAAUUUUUGUUUUAUUAUACUGAUUAAAUUAUCGAGGCAAUUUGAAACCUUGUGUUUUCAACUUUUUAAAAAUGAUUCAUCUACUAGAUUUUAUGCUGCUUGGUUCAGCCUAGCAAUUUUGGUUCCA